This is a messenger RNA of Penicillium bovifimosum, 897 nucleotides long. RefSeq names its product alpha/beta hydrolase. The record is from RefSeq and is a predicted model, not a curated record. Bases 1 to 897 code for a protein of 298 amino acids. Gene Ontology annotation, molecular function: arylformamidase activity. The transcript has 2 exons. Lineage: Eukaryota; Fungi; Ascomycota; Eurotiomycetes; Eurotiales; Aspergillaceae.
AUGUCUACGGAAUAUCAAUUGACGAAGGGGGUCCGCUACCUGUCCUCUGAUACUUCGACUACGUAUCACACCGUCGACAUCUGCGAAGUAAAUACAUCCCUCAAAGAUGCAGUUCCCCGCUUCUGGAUAAUCUACAUUCAUGGAGGGGGCUGGAGCGACCCCAAUAUACAAGCCAACAGUUUCCGCGAUAUACGCGACGGGCUGUUGAGAGAAAAGCGUAUUCUGGCCCACGUUGCUGGCAUUGCCGCCGUCAACUACCGUUUGUCUGGGGCCCCUUCAGAGGGGCGCAACGCGCGACACCCAGACCAUCUCGAGGACGUGCAGCACGCUAUCAAGUUCUUGGAUUCGAAAUAUGAAUUUGGGGAUCGGUAUAUUCUUGUCGGACACAGUGCAGGAGCCACGCUGGCUUUUCAAUUUGCCAUGGAGCAGCCUUCGUCAGCUCUAAAGAAGCCGCUGGCUAUCUUAGGGGCUAGUGGGAUUUACGACCUUCGAAAGCUCCUCAACUCCAUAUGGCCGGUGGUUGAGUACAGGGAAGAGUACGUGCAUAUGUUGGAAAGCGCCUUUGGGGCAGGGGGAUUUACUUAUGGGGAAUACAAUGAAGAUUCUGACGGGUGCGGUUGGGAUCUUGCAUCCCCUGCCAAAGCAACGACAUAUGGAUCAUCGUGGCCCAAUGCACAAAUUGCAAUGUUAGUGCAUUCUUCUUCUGAUGAGCUCGUUCCAUUGGAGCAGUCCACUCAGUUUGCAACCGUUUUGGAAUCUUCUCUUGCCCCUGGGGCAGUAUGUCAUACUCGGUUCAACUUGGCUGGCUCACAUGAUGAUAUAUGGAGAAAGCCGGAAGAGAUGGUUCGGCUCAUUUUGGAAGCGGUCAUGAUGCUGGUCGGAAGAUCAUCUAGUUAG